AAUACACGAGGAAUUUAUCAUCCUGUUAUUACUCUUUUAUUAUCAUACUCGCGAAAUACAUGUAAAAAAAAUUCUAUCAACAGACCAUUCGCGAACUCGUUCUCUCGCAAUUUGACAUCGACGAGUCAUUUUCCGGUAUUAAGUACUCGCUUUAGUAGAAUAAGGAAUAUACAUGAUUUGAUUCAUUUUUUAUUUUGCAAAAUCAACUUUUCUGUUUUUUAUAUGUCUACUUUAACAUUGAGGAUUCCCAUCAAAGUCUUUGUCAGUAUCGUUUUGUGUUCAAUUGAUAUGUUUUUAUUUUGGAAAACCAUGUGAGGAAAAAAAAGAAAAGAAACUGUCGUUUAUUAUAGGAUGUGUAAUUUGCCGAGUGCGUUGUCCUGAAUUAGAUGUCUUUUAAUUUACUUUUGUUCGCUUUAGUGACAGUCGAAAGUUGUACUAAUUCGGAACUCAAGCUGCAUCUCAUGAACGCUUCCGAAGAAGGUCUCGUCUUCAUUCAAGGUCGCGGGAGUGCUUGUAAGCAUACAACCACUAAUACGCCACAGCAGUUGACUUUCGAUUUCGGAGUGUGUGAUAUUCAAUAUCGAAGGUAUGGACAGCACAGGGGUUAAUAAAACGGAGAAACCUAAAGCACGCAUGCGCGUCUUUUCGCACAGCGUUGACGUCAGUAAAGGAGUCGUGACCCUAAAUGACCCCCUCGGAAUGGAAAUCAAGCUGGAAGAAGAUUAUCAAGAUAGUUUUGACAUUCGAGCCAAAGACUGCACUGCGGCUGUGAUACCCAUCAUAAGACACGAAUGCGCCCCGGAUUUGGAAUUGUUUCCAAACUUUGAGAAGAAGAACAGAGGGGCGCUGGAAUCUAACUUCCGGGCGUUCCAACCUACGAACCUUAAUGGCGAAGCGGAGGCGGAUGUGAUUUUCACGUGUCAGCUGUCUGUGUGUCGUGGAGACUGUCAACGGACUCACUGCUCAGGAAAUGCGAACAAAAUCAGAAGAGCCGCUGACGAGGUCAACGAGAUAACAGUGGGAACGCGAAUCCGCGUGAUUUCACCUCUACAGAAUCAAACAUUAGAAGAAAGAUUCUUCCCCAACUUGUGCAUGGAGAGGUUGUUUGUAUACCUUAUUGCCAUUCUGGUCGGGAUCGUGAUGCUUGGCUCAUGGGCAGCGAUUGGCUUCCUAGUAACUCGUCUGGUUAGCAGUGGUAUUAAACCGGAUCUUGAAGUGGCUAGAUCGGUUGGACGACGGUUGUCAUCCAUUCUCAACCUACCCCAGGGUUACAACUUUAAAGACCCGAAAAGGUUUGGCUGCAUACCGGAAGAAGAAGGAAUGACUCCUCCGCAGCAAAGACGAAAAUCUGUCACGGUCAUGCAUGUUGGGGCCAUUGAUGCGUGAAAAAACGUUUCUAAGAUAUGCAGUGAUGUUACACGCAGUUAUAAUCUCAGAAAUGUUCUGUGUCUUUUUUGUCAUUAAAGGUCCAUUCUAUGAAAA
Messenger RNA from Ostrea edulis (European flat oyster), 1482 nucleotides. RefSeq lists its product as uncharacterized. The transcript has 7 exons. NCBI's taxonomy places the organism in Eukaryota, Metazoa, Mollusca, Bivalvia, Ostreida, Ostreidae. The coding region runs from base 589 to 1386 and encodes 265 amino acids. The record is from RefSeq and is a predicted model, not a curated record.